Danaus chrysippus (African queen) is the source of this 546-nucleotide messenger RNA. Lineage: Eukaryota; Metazoa; Arthropoda; Insecta; Lepidoptera; Nymphalidae. The record is from the annotation of a GenBank genome assembly.
AUGAUCCCGUACGUUACACACAACCGAUCAGCCGCAGGUCGGGGGACGUGGAGGAAUUCAAUAAAUAAAAUAAAACAGUUAUCAGAGACACAGAGAGGUGAGGCGCCGGAGCUCACCGCGACCCAUUCAAUUCUCUCUGGUCGAGGGUCCUCCUACUCCUCGGGGACUCAUUUCAAACGUCAUGAGAGUCAGCCGGGCCCGGGCGUGUUAGUCUGUCACACACAUGUCUCUCUGCCGCUAGUGUCAGUGCUCGUGCCCGUGUCUGUGUACACAGCUUCUAUUCCCUUCCUGUGCUCGCUCAGGGGCCGGAAGCCGUCUCCUCCACCCCUCCACCACGUGUCUAUACGAUGGGGAGGAGUACAUCGCUCGCCUCGCAGCACGAGCUCGGGAGGAGGGCCUCGUGUGAGGAGCUAUGUAUAUAGAUCGACGCGAUACUAUGGUUCCUGUGGUGGAGCUCGGUGGAGGGCGCGGACCCCCCGGACCGGGUCACGGGAACUAAUGGAACAUCGAUGGUUCACUCGUGCGAGGCGUCUUGAGUGUCGCUGA